This is a messenger RNA of Pterocles gutturalis (yellow-throated sandgrouse), 3836 nucleotides long. It is a transcript of the gene LMO7, whose product is annotated as LIM domain 7. The record is from RefSeq and is a predicted model, not a curated record. The transcript is spliced from 21 exons. NCBI's taxonomy places the organism in Eukaryota, Metazoa, Chordata, Aves, Pterocliformes, Pteroclidae. Gene Ontology annotation, molecular function: protein binding. The annotation marks the transcript as partial. Gene Ontology annotation, biological process: regulation of signaling; regulation of cell adhesion.
GAGUAAAUCUUUGAAUGAUGUCAGCGCAGAGGAGCUGCAGUCAUUGCGCAAAAUCCGUUAUGAGGAGCUACAAAGGAUAAAAGAACAGUUACAAGAACAAGAUCUAAAGUGGCAAGAAGAUCUAGCAAAAUGGAAGAAUCGUAGAAAGAGCUACACCUCUGAAUUGCAAAAGAAAAAGGAAGAGAGAGAAGAAAUAGAAAGGAGAGCCUCAGAGGUGUCUGAAAGGAGUACCAAGUCACUGAAAGAAAUGCAGCAGGAGAGGGAGGACAGAGAUAAAGACUCUUACAGGCAGCGAAAACAUGAACACAGAUGGAUGUAUUCACUGAGUGACGAUGUGUUUAGUGAAGAAAAAGCACCUUCCACACGGUCAGCAGCAAAAGAUUACCUUUUGGAAGAAGAUACCUCCUACAACACUAAGGACAGCAGAAGUGCAUAUGCCACCCAACCGCACAAGGAGAACCUGCCGGAGAGCUCAACUGCUCGUGAAGCUCCUACUCUGCCAAAGAGCCGGGCAGAGGAGCAGAGCUCGGCUCUUUUGUCUACUCGCUACUCGGUGAAUGCUCAAACUGGGUCAGCUCAGGUUUCAGCUUCUCUCCCGAGAAGUUACCAGAAAGCUGAUACCUCUAGGUUAACAUCUGUGGUUACACCAAGACCUUUUGGUGUCCAGUCAAGAGGAAUCUCAUCACUUCCACGGUCGUUCACGAUGGAUGAUACCCAGAAAUACAACGGAGAAGUAGAAAAAGCUAAAAGAACUCAAACUUUGGUCACUAGCAGUUCGUUUUCACAACCAGACUCUGCACAAACUCUCUCCACUAGUGCAUUCAGAAGCAGAGGUGAGGAGGAAGAGGAGGAGGAAAAAGAAGGUGUUCAGUCAACACCUCCUCCUAGUUUGGCAUUACCUGUAAAAUCCCAAGACCAAGAUGCUGGAAGUAGUAUUCUUAAACCAGAGUAUUGCUCUCCUCCUGAUUCUCUUUCACUUGCAUCUUCUGCAGAAAAUGUGAGUCUGCCAGAGCCUGAGGAUUCAAAAUCCCUGGAACAGUACAGUGAAAUGAGAAUCAGUAUGAACCAGAGGCCUGGCCACAGUCGCAGCUUUGGGUUUACAACAAAUUGGAGUUCUUCAGGGGCCUUUGUACAGACGGUUGAAGAAGGUAGCCCUGCAGCACUUUGUCAGCUGCAUGUAGAUGAUGAGAUCAUUGCUAUCAACAGCACAAAGGUUUCACGUAUGGACUAUAGUCAGUGGGAAGAAGCCAUCAGCAGAGCACUAGAAACUGGAAACCUGGUCAUGGAUGUCAGACGAUAUGGAAAGAAUGACUGGGGCAAAGACCAGCCUUCCCUACCACAUGUAAGGCAUAAAAUCCUCAAUCUCACCAGUAUGGCUACCGACAUUAUAGGUACAUCUGAAAAUAAAUGGAUUGAUGCAACUUCUGGAGAACACGUUUCAAAUGUUUCCACCAUAUCAACAAAAAGAGAUUUCUCCAGCAGCCUUCGAACUUCUGAGACAGAAACAAAGUUGAUAAAUGGAAUGCAAGGAGAUCUUGGCUAUAGUGAGCAGAGAGCAUCUGAACCUAUUUCCUUGAAAAACUUAAAAAGACGGUCAGAAUUUUUUGAACAAGGAGGCCCAGAGCCUGCAAUGCUUGAUCUCCCAGUCCCAUCCAUUACAGCUCCUAGUCGUCGGGUUUGGGAUCAAGAAGAAGAACGAAAAAGACAGGAAAAAUGGCAAAAGGAGCAGGACCGUUUGUUGCAGGAGAAAUACAAACGGGAACAAGAAAAACUGAGGGAAGAAUGGCUACGAGCUAAGCAAGAAGCAGAAAAAGAAAGCUCCAAGUAUUUUGAUGAGGAGCAGACUGUUCUAACCUUAAACACAACAUCUGUCACUGCACGGGCUCCAUCAGUGUCCAGCUGGAGAGCAAGCCCUGAAGUGAGUACUCCUGAGGAGCCAGAAGGAGAUGGAGGAAGUGAGCUGGCAGCACACUUGCUGGAUGAGGAAGAAGAAAGAAGGAGGCUUCAGGAGGAACGAAGGAUCCAGGAAGAAGCAGCCCUGCGUUUUGAGCAAGAAAGGGAACUCCAGGAGCUGCAGCUUGAGAGACAACGUAAAGAGAGGGAACAGCAAUAUGCUGAGGAGCAGAGGCGGCAGGCAGAAAUGGAGGGGCAGAGGCGGCAGGCUGAAAGGCAGAGGGAGGCGUCGGUGGAGAUACCUCAGUACCAAAGACAUUAUGAGCGCUAUGAAGUAUCUAAAACAAUAGAGGAUCGAGCUGGCUAUCCUCUCAUUGACAGGCAUUAUGAGCGUUAUGAAGUUUCUAAAACCAUCGAGGAGCAGCCUGGUCAGUCAUUUGCUGACAAGAAUAAGUCCAAGUCGACUUCAGAACUGAAUGAAUUCAACACAGUCAGAAAUGGUACUCAGAGCAAGUAUUCAGAGAGGUCCUGGAAUACAGGUGAUUCGCAGAAGAAGUCUCAAAAGGAGCAAAACCUGUCUGCGGCAGAGUUGGAGAGACAGCAAAUCCUUCAGGAAAUGAGAAAGAAAACUUCUCUACACACGGACAGCAGCUGGAUAAGGCAGCGCAGUUCCAGUGUACAUAAGGAGCCCAUUAGUCUGUACAGCAAUAGUAUGAGGAGAGGGGAGUCUUUGGACAAUCUUGAUUCUUCAAGAACGAGCUCAUGGAGGCACCACUCACGGUUGAACCAGUCUGCGUCCUCUUCAUCUUUGUCCUCUACUCAAGAUUUCAGUCGCCCGGUGUCCACUUCAAACCGAGCCUACAUGUGCACUCCUUCCUCCAGCAAAGCACCUCCUGCCGCAACCUCUGUGAGAGCCCCCUCCGUGUCCCAGACAGCCCCCCGGGCUCAGUCUCCCCUCUCUGCCUCCCAGCCAGGGUCCCAGACACGCAGCAGGUCAGUCAGUGGGAAGAAAAUCUGUUCAUACUGUAAUAACGUUCUGGGCAAAGGAGCAGCCAUGAUCAUUGAGUCUCUUGGUCUUUGUUAUCAUUUACAUUGCUUUAAGUGUGUUGCCUGUGGAUGUGACCUUGGGGGAUCCCGUGCUGGAGCUGAAGUCAGGAUCCGAAACAACAAACUCUUCUGCAACGACUGCUAUAUCAGAUUUAAAACUGGACAACCAACCUCCAUGUGAAGCAAAUGAAGAUAUGAAACCACUGUUGCAGAUAAAAGAAGAGGUGAUUGAUGCUGCUGUAGAUCUAUAAAUAUAUAUAUUGUGUGUAUGUGUGUUUUUUCUAAGAGUAACUCUUGCUUGUCUAGCCUUCAUAGCAAUGCAUUGUAUUCUUCAUAUAACUAUUUUUAUUUAUAAGAAAGUAAUUGCAGUAAGGAAAUAUCUGGGGAAAAUGCUUUCACUUUUUCAGCUUCAAGUGCUGAGAGCACAAGGGAGAAUAAGUAUAUUUUCAGUAAUAACUUCAAAAUAUUUUUGAGGCUUAUAAUCAACUAGUUGACUUUCCAAUGGUAUAUGAAGAGGGUAUUUUGUUUCUAAGCUCUUGAAAUGAGCAUUAGAGAAAUAGUUAAUAUAAAUAUAUAUUUGCAAUUGCUGUCUUUAUUUUUGACAUAUACUGAAAGUGAAUUCUCUAGAUUAAUAUGAAGCUGCAUUUACAUGCACACAAAUGUGUUUGCUUUCCAUAUGCUGGUUUCUAAAAUUAUGUGCUUUUUUGAAACUUAAACACAAAGAAUAAUCUGUUUGCUCAGUGGUGCUGACAUAAUAUUCUGUGUAAUCCAUUUAAGGGGAAGAGUUCUCUUCCCAUUUGGAAAAUGUAACUAUCACUUUUUCCUCCACAAACUGAGUGGAGAAUGGUUGUUGAAUUGCAGUAUAUUUGUAAAUAAAAUUUCUGAUGUUGCAUUUA